AUGCCGGGGUCUAUGGAUUCUCCAUCUGCAAAGAGGCUCCCCUCUGAUUCUGAAGCCGAAUCUGCCGACAAGAUUACCAAGGAGGAUUUUCAGUUGAAUUUAUUGGCUGGUAGAGCAAAGGCCGAAUCUGCCGACGAGAUUUUUCUUACCUUGUUUGUUUCUCUUUUGGUGAAGCUCAACCCAAAGGAUCGGAUCAGCAGUUUGCCUGAAGAUGCUAUAGGCUUUAUAUUAUCUCUUUUGACAUCUAGAGAAGCACAAGCGACUUGUCUUCUUUCCAGAAGAUGGAGGCAUUUGUCUACCUGUCAGGUCACCAACCUUGACUUCGACUGGUCUUACUUGUUGGCCGAGAUGAAAGCUAACCCCGAGAUAGCUGAAAAGGAGAGGGCUAGAUAUGUGCAAUGGGUGGACAAUGUCUUGCAUCGUCAAAGUGGAGGGUACCAUUUACGUAGAUUGGCAUUACGCUUUGACUUGAAUAUCUCAUAUAAGCCUUAUAUUGAUCGAUGGAUUAGGUUUGCAUUGGCAAAACGAGUUAAAGUUCUCCAACUAGAUUUCAAGCCUGCGGUUUUCAAGGAUUUGACUGAUGAAUGUGACCCUAGUCAAUUGCCAUACAUGUUAGGGCAUGAGACACUUAUGGAUGAUGAUGUAGGGUGUUCACAGCGGACUUCAGGUCUAAGUAAUGUUGGCUUGAGCCCUUCUAUAUCAUGGCAUGUUGGAUUUAGGUAUCUUGAAGAGCUCAGCUUGAAUCAAGUAAGUGUGGAUGGAGAACUCGUUGAGCAACUGCUUGCCAAUUGUCCAAAACUAGAGCGAUUGGUUUUGGAGGAGGCUCAUACUUUGACAGGGUUUAGAGUUUCUGGCCGAUCACUAAAGCUAAAGUACUUGCACAUAUUAUGGUGUGAUGAUCUUGAAGACGUUGAGAUUUAUGACACUGAUCUUGUGUCCUUCACUUUCGUGGGAAUGAGUAUGCUGGUAUAUUUGGAAAAGCUCCCCCAGCUGUCUGAGGUGUCUAUUAGAGUAAACUCGUUGUUGCAAUUGCCUUUUACGUUGCCUCCUUUUUCGAGCCUUCCUUGUGUGCAAAUUCUCAAACUUGAAUUCUUUCAGCUACUCAGUGUAAGAGCACUGACUGAUUUUUUAAAGGUUUCAUAA
Eucalyptus grandis is the source of this 1143-nucleotide messenger RNA. Its product is annotated as F-box protein At3g59000-like. Gene Ontology annotation, molecular function: protein binding. NCBI's taxonomy places the organism in Eukaryota, Viridiplantae, Streptophyta, Magnoliopsida, Myrtales, Myrtaceae. The transcript has 3 exons. The record is from RefSeq and is a predicted model, not a curated record. Bases 1 to 1143 code for a protein of 380 amino acids.